CCAUGAUGCAUCUGCAUGUAUGCACUCGCUCGCUGCCAACAAUCAACUCAACACCACCACUCUUUUAUUUACUGCUUAUACUUCUUCCACUCUCUACUUAUUGCAUGUAGGCCACCAGGCCCUGGUGGUUUGCUCGUCGCUCCUUUAUCAUUCAAUAUUCUUACACCUGGAGUUCUCUCACCAUGAUACCUUCAACUUUGCGUUCUUAUUGCACAUUAUCCCACAUAUCCAUUCCAUACUCUCUAUCCCACCCUAUCCUCUUAUUGCCUAUCGCAAGCCGCAUCAAAUCUAUUAGACCUUUCGUUACUCAGCUAUUUACUCCCUCUGUCGCUCUCUCUCGUGGUCCUCGAUUGCUCUUCUUUCCUGCUUCGUUUCCAUCAUUACUUGUUUUCUUAUUAUAUUACACCUUGCGCUUACAAUCUUCAACAAUUUCUGUUUCUCUCUUUUCUUCUCGUUUACUCACAUCCUUCAUAGUUACUCGAUCUUUCUGCUUUCAAUAUUCCUGCAAUAUCGCAAAUUUUCUGCAUACACAAACAUAUUGUAUCAUCGCUUGGUAUCACUUGUGAUCAAUUAUUUGUUGAACGUUGAAGUAAAUCGCUGCUCUGUUGUCUGUCAAGUCAAUGUCCCCACACUUGCAGUUUUUCAUUCAACCAACAUACUACUACAGCUGAUUCCAAAAGUUUAGGACGAAACCUCACAUCGUUGGAGCACUGCUUGAUACAUGGCU
This is a messenger RNA of Lentinula edodes (shiitake mushroom), 727 nucleotides long. RefSeq lists its product as uncharacterized. The record is from RefSeq and is a predicted model, not a curated record. The coding region runs from base 183 to 566 and encodes 127 amino acids. NCBI's taxonomy places the organism in Eukaryota, Fungi, Basidiomycota, Agaricomycetes, Agaricales, Omphalotaceae. The transcript is spliced from 2 exons.